Molecule: messenger RNA, 4509 nt
Organism: Haliotis rufescens (red abalone)
Lineage: Eukaryota; Metazoa; Mollusca; Gastropoda; Lepetellida; Haliotidae
Exons: 10
Coding region: 231-3371 (1046 amino acids)
Biological process (GO): G protein-coupled receptor signaling pathway
Cellular component (GO): membrane
Molecular function (GO): adenylate cyclase inhibiting G protein-coupled glutamate receptor activity
Source: RefSeq, a predicted model, not a curated record
GUAAUAACGACUUUCUUCCUUGUGUUGCUUUCAGGAGAUACUGGCUCAGACGAUAACCAGGUUAUUCAGUUUCAAUCUCAAACGUGAUCUGUCACAUGGCGGGAUUGAGUAUCAAAUCUGAGAUACUGGCUCAGACGAUAACCAGGUUAUUCAGUUUCAAUCUCAAACGUGAUCAGUCACACUGACGGGAUUGAGUAUCAAAUCUUAUAACUAAACAUUUUUGGCUGCAAAUGGUGUGUCUAAGCCAGGCUUGGGUAUUAGUCCUCCACCUCCACCUUGCACUGUCCAUUGAUGGAGAAGUGGACAUGCCAGGAGAGGUGGUGCUAGGAGGGCUCCUUGCAGUACAGCAAUAUGUGGAUGGAACUUGUACUAAACUGAAUUACGAGUCUGUUCAGACCAACGAGGCAGUGAGGUGGUUCUUCAGACAACUAAAUGACAGGAACUACAUUCCCAACGUCACACUAGGUUUCCAUGCUUUCAAAACUUGUGGCCAAGACGAAAAAGCCGUUGCACAAACAAUAAAACUGAUGGACAAAUACAUAGACCGACAAGGGCCCCAGCUUUUUGCAAUACUUGGACCUGAGUACAGUACAGAAACCCAGGCCGUGUCUCGUUUACUGAGUUCACUCCCGGAACAAGAUCGUCUAUUACAGAUCAGCUUCUCCGCCACCGCCGCCAUCUUAUCUGACAAGAGGAUCUACAAAAACCUGUACCGGGUCAUAGAAACGGAUGACGUACAGGUUGAUGUCAUCUUGAAGCUCAUGGAGGCUCUUAACUGGAACUAUGUUGGCAUCAUGUUCGACUCUGAUACCUACGGCCAAGAAGCAGCCUAUGCCUUGAAGGCAUCUGCAGAGGUGCAUGAUAUAUGUGUUCCCGUGUUCCUUCCUAUAGACCUAGGCUUAACUAAUCAUCAGCAAAAGAGUGUCUUCGAUCAAUUAGUCCAAAACCUUGGGAGAAGUGCAGAAAGUCCUGUAUUGGCGCUGGUGUUUAUUGGUCGAGGCGAAACCGCAAAGAACAUGUUUAAAUACCUCCAAAUCCAUUUGGGACACACAAACUUUCAAAUGAUCGUUUCGGAGUCAUUAGGACUGGAUGAAACACGGGUCAGAGACAGCAACGGAGACGUUAUCCCCAGAACUAAAGGACUCUUAACACCAAGUCCUCCUCAUUAUGAUGUCGAGUUGUUCAGUCGAUUUUGGACUGACCUGCACUCAAACAUGACACUGGUGACGAACCAUGUACAAGAUAAUGAUUGGCUCCGCCAGUAUCUGCAAGAAAUCACUGAAUGUCAGAUUCCUUUGGAUCAAAACUGUAUGGAUAAAGCUAAAGACUAUAAUCGGAAUGAUAAAAAGCUUCGGCUGUAUAUCCACUACGCUCUACGGGGUGCUGCAGCAUUUGCAAAAACAAUUAAAGAAAUACACUCUACAGAAUGUGCUCCCAAUGCUGGACUCUGUGAUCAGAUGAGGGGUCUGCUGAAACUGCGAAUGAUUUCAAAGAUGGAACAAAUCAAUGUCAAUACCACUUUGGACUUUCAGCAAGAAUUUGAGAACGUUAACCUAACUUUUGAUUUUGAGAAAGGAGAAAUAUUUUAUGUAAGGAAGGAUCAACCAACAUACGUUGUCUUCAACCUACGCGACAAGGGAAAUAUAUUUGGAUUUUACAAGGUGGGGGAGUUUACAGGGGACAAACUUCACAUAACGGACGACAUCGUGGCAUACGAUAACAAGCAACAACAAACACACGCGGUACAAGCACAAUGUCAGCCAGAGUAUGACUGUAAAAUGUGCGUGACAACUGACCAGUGUGCGGAAAUUCUAUACAUACCAGGCGAUUUUUACAUCAUUGGUAUGGCUGCCAUACAUAUGAGAAACACCAUUCAGAAAUACGGGAGUGUUGAUCACACAUCAGCAAUGCAAUUUGCUGUAUCUAGCUUGAACACCAAGUCUGGUAUUUUCAGUAAGACACUUGGAAACAAAUCAGUUGGCUUAGUCGUGAUCGACACAUGUUCCAGUCCAUUCAGGAUACAAGAGCAAAUUAUCAACUUGAAUAAUGGUGAUUUGAGGCUUGGUCAUGGUACAAACAGUGCGGAUAUUCUUGAUAAGAUAAUUGGCUAUGUUGGUCCUUCUUUUAGUUUUGUUGCUGUGCCACUGUCGCCAUUAAUGACGGAGAUCAGGAAGGUGUUCAUAUCCUUUUCUGCGACAACACCCACCUUGAGUGUGAGGGAAGACCAUCCCUAUUUCAUGAGAACGUGCUCACCAGAUCACAAACAGGCUAAAGUCAUCAUGGAGUUAGCGAAAGUGACUGGUUCAAAAUACGUACAGAUAAUCUUCUCGAAUGAGGAAUAUGGAAUAGCUGGGAAAGAAGCUCUUCUUGACGCUGCACAGAAGCAAGAGAUAUGCGUGGCACAGUCCAUUGAAGCACAGAACACGGACGACCCUACUAAACAUAAAGGCUACAUAUCUAGUCUCAGACGUUACAGAUAUGCCAAAGUUGUCAUUGUGUUUGCCUUGCCGUCACUAACACGUUUGGUUAUGGAGAAUCUGUAUCCAAAUUUAGAAGGUGGAGAAUUUGCUUUCAUUGGUGGUGAGAGUUGGGGUCAAAUUGUGGAACUUCUUACUCCUAAAUUGCUAGGCUCUUUCACCAUAGUACAAAAGCUACCAGAUAUUAAAGCUUUUACCGAACACUUUAAGACUAUAGACAUCGAACAGUCUGUGAACACGUGGCCACAAGAUUACAUUGAAGACAUCGAGCAGUGCUAUUUUCCGAAAAGUUUUCAGAAGUAUAAACGACAGAAAUGCCUUUCAACAAAGAUUGAUGCAAGUAUCCAACCUGAUCCGUGGUCAUCAUUUGUUGUCUACACAAUAUACAGCCUUGUCUUGGGGUUCCAUGAGGCAACAACAUCUGUCUGUGGGGAUGUUGUGAUCUGUUCCGAAUUUUCAACAACAGGCUUGAUUGCUAAACUGAAAGAUGUGAAACUAGAUAUGUACCAGAAUGGCGACAGCAUCAACGUAUUUGACGACAAUGGGGAUGGAAACCUUGGAUAUAUUAUCUCCCAGAUUUCUGUGGACAAUGGUUUCGUGUAUAAAGAGGUUGGCUAUUCUACGGAGAAAGGAAUCGUUUUAUCUACACCUUUACAAGAGCUUUUGAGACAUGUGAACUUCACUUCUGAUUGCCCAAACGAGGUCGAAUGUAGAGCGUGCAAACAGCAAUUUGUCACAGUUGCUCGGCUUGGGUCUGAGAGCGAUGUGGUAAUCUUCUCCCUUGUGGCCGGCGUGUGCGUUAUGGGUCUGGUUGUCUUGGUGAUGUCGGGUUGCCUCUGUCAUCGAUGCUGCAGGAGAAAGCAACAAGAAGAUCCAUAUUCAACGAUACAUUAGAGGGAUAUGAGUCAGUCUAGUUGACGAGAAGGCAAUGUUAAUCUAUUCCACUGCACGUUUCAAAUGUACCUGCUUCCGCACAUGCUACUUUGAAGAGAGCUUCACGUCAACGCCAUUGACAACAAGACAUACCUGUGACACUGAUGUAUUUAACAAGAAAUAUAAAUGCUGAGUACAUUCAUUUUACAUGACCAUGUGAAGAAUUCUAUACAGAUAACAAAAACACAAAAAGACAAUUAUCAUUGUACAUUGUAUGUAUGAUCAGAAGGGAUUCGAACAAUCAUCUGCAGCAGGACAAAUGUAGGUUUAAGCACUCGGCUUCUCCAGUGACCUUGCAUCCUUGAGUCGCCGGUGAUGUAAAUGAGCUGGUUACAUUGACAGAUGAUUGGAAAUGACAUUGAAAACCUCCAUAAUUGAUUUUAUUCAGUGUGUAGGGCAAUUUAGCCUGAGGAUCACGUUACACUAUUGGUUAAUCAGAAUAAUUUAGGAUAAUGCAUAACAAAGCGAUCGUAGCCCUUUGACUUCAGAAACACAUGUACAAUAAAAUGGAUAUUUGUCUGAAACACUGAUCAGAUGUUUUAUUUACUGGUUAAAAAGUGUGUUUGGAAGACACUGCGGAGGGCAUUUCCAAAUUUGCCGCAUCAGUGACAAAAAUGAUCUCGUGCAAUUGCCUCUUUGACUUGUACCAUGUCUUCCUGUGUUUGUUUUCGGACUAACUGUUGACCUGUGUGUGAAUGUGACGGCUGCCUGGGUACAAUGUGUGAAGGCCAUUUCUGGUGUCCCCCGCCGUGAUAUUGCUGGAAUAUUGCUAAAAGCGGCGUAAAACCAUACUCACUCACUCACUGUGACGGCUGACACCGGUGGGGCAGAAUAUGCUCGCAUUUUUAUGAACACCUGGUAUCAUCACUAUUUGAUAUAGAUUCAUAAACACAUGAUUAUGCUAUAGUACAAUCGUACAAUGGAGGAGAAUUCUUAUGAUCAUGGAAAGGGUUUUGUCACUUUAUAUUUUAAUUAUAUUAUUGGUAUUUACCCAUAUGGGCUAAAUUAUGCAGUAUAAUAUCUUUUUGAUAUUUGCCCAGUGUGCAAUUAGUGAUUCUCGAAGCUGAUUGGUUAGUUUAACAAAGAUAUAUUUUCAUUA